CCCAGACUCCAUUGUCAGCCCAUCUGCCAUCUGAUCUCUGGUCCCAAGUGCUUGCUGGAGCCUGACUGUAAGGAGGGGAGCUCAGCCUCAACAGAGGUCACUCUAAUCCUCCCUUUGUCCCUUUACUCUGCGCCUAUGAAAUUUCGCUGCCAGUGUUUGGCCCGCUUUUGGUGCUUGUCCUUUUGCUCUCAGUCGGCUACUCAUGUGGUUAAAACUGCUUCAUCAGCAGCAAUGUCACAGCAGGCAAAAGGUUUGUGUCAGAGCAGGCAGCAGGUGACUGCUGACCAUUUCACAUUGGAUGGUGAAGUCAGCAGCGGCGGCAUCAUUGUGAUGUCACACCGGGUCUGUGACACAGGCCACGCAGGGGUACAAAAGGGGGCGUAGGGUGGUUGUUCCCACACUCUGGAGGAGCAUCUCUGGGGUGAACACAGGGAAGAGCUUCCUACACGGCUGUUGCCACAAAGCAGUGACGCGCUAGCAUAAGGCAAAACAAGAUGGACUUCUGGGAUGGGAUGAAGCCCAUCUUCAUGAUGCCCAGCAUCACCCCCAGAGGUACAAGCACCCACAGCCACUACAGGAGUGUUGUCAGGACUGAGAGUUGUGGCGUUGUGGGGGUGGGACGCAGGCAGAGCCAGCAGACAGAGAGUGUGACCUGGUUUUCCUUUGCUUUCCAGAGCAAACAGCCAUCUGGGACGCAGUGGCCAGCUACAUCCAACAACAGCUCUUGCUACACAAGGUAGUCUUCUACUGCAAGGCUGAUCCGUUGUUGGAGAACCCUGGAUGCCCUUGAGUGGCUUCUGCCCCCAAGUCCCGCUCUUUCCAAGGAGGAAAAGGAAGGAGAGGACUCGGCAUCUCCUCCCCAAAGCUCUCCCCACUGUCCCAGCUGAUGCCUCCAAAGAGCGGGAGGUGGCAGGGUCCGAGGGGGUACGAAUUCCCACCCUCGGCUCCUUUGAUGUGGUCCCCGCACAGAAGCAGGUUGGGACAGAGAUUGUCACUAUCCAGAGGCCUGUGUUUCGCCUGUCCAGGACCCUCAGAGACAUCCACAACCUCAUGGACAACGAGGAUGACCUGUCUGACAAUAAGGUGUUGGCGCCUGUGAAAUAUGCCAAGGUGGCCACGGAUGCCCACGUGUCCCGGUGCAAAGUGGAGGGAUGCAUCCUAGGCACCAUGUCCCUCCUGUCUCACUGCCUGGCGAAGGGGAAGAGCAUUGCACUUGUCCUGAGAGAUGUUGGGGUGCUCCUCAUUGAAGACAGGAUGGUGCAAAUGAGAUUCUACUAUGAUUUCCUGGAAGAGAUAUCUGGGAAGACAAACCUCAGAAUGGCUGCACUCAUAUUUCCCCAGCUGCUGGACAUGGUGGUGUCCCGGAUGGUACCUGUUUCUUCCCUGACUCGCACCAGCCGUGUCAUCAUCUUUCCUGAGUUUGAACUGGAGUUUGUGCCCAAAUCUCAGUCCAGGCACCCUCUCAAGGUCUUGAGGCGUGCCCUUGGUGAGGACAUGUGGAAGAAAGAAGAGGAUUUGCCACCCAUCAGGCAACACACAAAAGCGGGACUUCCUGAAGUGCCUUUGCCUGCUGAUUCCAGCUCGGUUACUAACAAACAGGAGGAAGUCCACAAUAAGGCGGCGAUGAAUAAGAGGACGAAGCGCCAGGCUAGGCAGCUGCCAGGGAUCCCUGGGGCCGUGUCUGGAAAAAAGUUGCUGGUGAGCGGCCAAUCCAAAGGCAAACCUGCAGCCAAAGGCCAAGCAGCAAAGCCGAACCAAACACAAGCAGCAAGACUGCAGAGGCACAAGCAAAGACAAGGAGAAAAAAUAUACCCUGUUGGAAGCAAAUUCAACACUGAAACAAAUUCAUCAAUGAGCCCGGAAGCCUGGAUGCCCAAGGAGCUCACCUACAAGGUCAUGACUCCGCUGCCAACAAGAGACGAGGCAGCACAAUUACUACAAUCAAGACCUGAAAGGUUCUGGUCGGUGCUGAAAGACCCACAGUAUACAGUCUUAGCGGGAUACAACUUCACAAUUCCCCACGUGAUGCCCUAUAUGUUUUAAGGGUCUGGGCUGACACAACACCACGCGUUUGAAGACCAGACUGGUGAUCUCCAGGAUGGAGCGAUCAGGGUUUGGAGGUGCUCAGAGCACCCACCGAGGUGGCAGAAAGGUCUACAUGCGGACAAAGAGCUUCCAGAACAUGGCGGUACUGUUCGAGAAGAGCCUCUCUUCUUUUGCAGAAAUCUCUCUGUCUUCAGGACGCAGGGAGCUGUGAAAAGAGACAAACAAAACGGCAAAGCUGUGAAAUAGCACUGAGUUUUUUCAUUGUUCGCAGCAACCGUUCACCUCUGUGAUAAGAAAGGAGCAACAGACCUCAGUGCCCUUGGGGUGACCUUGCAAGCUGGAAAGCCCCUGGCUCACGGACAAGGGGGUGACGGUGCCCUGAAAAGGGCUGAGGAAAACGGUCACCUAUUAUUUUUUUUUUUACGCGUGGUCAAAGCUGCUUUUGAGCCCUUUGACCUUCGUGUCCCCAGUGAGCCCCUCACUUCCUCACCGCCACCCAGAGUCACUUGAAUUUGGGGUGCUGCGGUUAAAA
This is a messenger RNA of Falco peregrinus (peregrine falcon), 2578 nucleotides long. RefSeq names its product coiled-coil domain-containing protein 81-like. The record is from RefSeq and is a predicted model, not a curated record. Gene Ontology annotation, cellular component: centrosome. Lineage: Eukaryota; Metazoa; Chordata; Aves; Falconiformes; Falconidae. The transcript has 8 exons. The coding region runs from base 781 to 2043 and encodes 420 amino acids.